AUGGCUCCCCAAUAUGUCACCUUCUUCAUGGCUCACCUUGAGGAAGAAUUUUUGGAAAAAUGCAGCACUAAACCAAUGGUAUACCUGAGAUACAUCAAUGAUAUAUUCAUCCUCAGGACAGAUGACCUAAACUUCCUCAUAAAUUUUCAUCACAACCUCAACAACCACCACCCAUCCAUCAAACUCUCUCUAGAACACUUCCACACCAGCACCCACUUCCUAGACACCAUGGUCUAUGCAAUAUUAGUUAGUCACCCACCUGCUCCAAAUGAUCACCUAACACCAACACCUGUAUCAUACACAGCUGGCUUCUACAGGAUUCCUGUCAUUGGUCUGACAACACGCAUGUCUAUAUAUUCUGAUAAGAGCAUCCACCUGUCCUUCCUGCGCACUGUCCCACCGUACUCUCACCAGUCCAAUGUCUGGUUUGAGAUGAUGCGAGUGUACAACUGGAAUCACAUCAUACUAAUAGUCAGUGAUGACCACGAGGGUCGCGCUGCACAGAAGAAGCUGGAGACGCUCCUGGAAGAGAGAGAAUCCAAGAGUAAAAAAAGGAACUAUGAAAACCUCGACCAACUUUCCUAUGACAACAAGCGAGGACCCAAGGCUGAGAAAGUUCUUCAGUUUGACCCUGGAACCAAAAACGUGACUUCGCUGCUGCUUGAGGCGAAGGAGCUGGAGGCUCGGGUUAUCAUCCUUUCUGCAAGUGAGGAUGACGCCGCCACAGUGUACAGAUCGGCAGCCAUGCUCAAUAUGACGGGCUCAGGAUACGUGUGGCUGGUGGGGGAGAGAGAGAUAUCUGGCAAUGCCCUGCGAUACGCCCCUGACGGGGUGAUUGGUUUGCAGCUCAUUAACGGGAAGAACGAGUCAGCUCACAUCAGCGAUGCUGUCGCAGUGGUAGCUCAGGCAGUGCAUGACUUAUUCGAGAAGGAGAAUAUCACGGACCCCCCGAGAGGCUGCGUUGGGAACACCAACAUCUGGAAGACUGGCCCUCUUUUCAAGAGAGUGUUGAUGUCGUGCAAGUACACCGAGGGCGUGACCGGGAGAGUGGAGUUCAAUGAAGAUGGGGACAGGAAAUUCGCCAAUUACAGCAUCAUGAACCUGCAGAACCGGAAACUGGUUCAAGUUGGGGUUUACAAUGGCAGCCAUGUCCUGCCCAAUGACCGGAAGAUCAUCUGGCCGGGGGGAGAGACAGAGAAACCUGCGGGCUAUCAAAUGUCAACCAAAUUGAAGAUUGUGACAAUUCACCAAGAGCCCUUUGUGUACGUGAAAGCAACACAAACCGAUGGAACAUGUAAGGAAGAAAUUACCAUCAAUGGAGACCCCGUGAAAAAGGUCUUUUGCACUGGACCCAAUGAGACCAUCCCAGGCCGCCCCACCGUGUCGCUGUGCUGCUACGGCUUCUGCAUCGACCUGCUGAUCAGACUUGCAGGGGUGAUGAAUUUCACCUACGAAGUUCACCUGGUUGCUGAUGGUAAAUUUGGCACACAGGAGCGGGUCAAUAACAGCAAUAAGAAGGAGUGGAACGGGAUGAUGGGGGAGCUCCUGAGCGGCCAGGCAGACAUGAUCGUGGCCCCCCUCACCAUCAACAACGAGCGUGCGCAGUACAUCGAAUUCUCCAAGCCCUUCAAGUACCAGGGUCUCACCAUCCUGGUGAAGAAGGAAAUCCCCCGCAGCACCCUCGACUCGUUCAUGCAGCCUUUCCAGAGCACGCUCUGGCUGCUGGUGGGACUCUCGGUGCAUGUGGUGGCCGUGAUGUUAUAUCUCUUAGACCGGUUCAGCCCGUUUGGCCGGUUCAAAGUGAACAGUGAGGAAGAGGAGGAAGACGCACUGACCCUCUCCUCGGCCAUGUGGUUCUCUUGGGGAGUGCUGCUGAACUCUGGGAUCGGAGAAGGUGCUCCCCGGAGCUUCUCUGCUCGUAUCCUUGGCAUGGUGUGGGCUGGCUUUGCUAUGAUCAUUGUGGCUUCCUACACUGCCAACCUGGCUGCCUUCCUGGUGUUAGACAGACCUGAAGAGAGAAUCACAGGCAUUAACGACCCGAGGCUGCGGAACCCCUCCGAUAAGUUCAUCUACGCCACGGUGAAGCAGAGCUCGGUGGACAUUUACUUCCGGCGGCAGGUGGAGCUGAGCACCAUGUACCGGCACAUGGAGAAGCACAACUAUGAGAGCGCUGCCGAAGCCAUCCAGGCCGUCAGGGACAACAAGCUCCACGCCUUCAUCUGGGACUCGGCAGUGCUGGAGUUCGAAGCCUCCCAGAAGUGUGACCUGGUGACAACAGGGGAGCUUUUCUUCCGCUCUGGCUUUGGGAUUGGGAUGCGCAAAGACAGCCCCUGGAAGCAGAACGUCUCCCUGGCCAUCCUCAAAUCCCACGAGAACGGCUUCAUGGAGGAUUUGGACAAGACUUGGGUGAGGUAUCAGGAGUGUGAUUCCCGUAGCAAUGCCCCAGCAACACUCACCUUUGAAAAUAUGGCAGGUGUAUUUAUGCUGGUGGCUGGAGGUAUUGUUGCCGGGAUAUUUUUAAUAUUCAUAGAAAUAGCUUACAAAAGGCAUAAGGAUGCGCGGAGGAAGCAGAUGCAGCUGGCGUUUGCGGCCGUUAAUGUGUGGCGGAAAAACCUGCAGUCCUCUCUCUCUCUUGUGGCGCUAGGAUUCAGCUUCAGAAAAGGCCCAGAGCAUUUUUUUUUAGUGGAUAGAAAAAGUGGUAGAGCAGAACCUGACCCUAAAAAGAAAGCCACUUUUAGGUCCAUCACCUCCACCCUGGCCUCCAGCUUCAAGAGACGUAGGUCCUCCAAAGAUACGCAGUAUCAUCCCACUGACAUCACCGGGCAACUCAACCUCUCCGACCCCUCAGUCAGCACUGUGGUGUGA
Terrapene triunguis (Three-toed box turtle) is the source of this 2865-nucleotide messenger RNA. It is a transcript of the gene GRIN1, whose product is annotated as glutamate ionotropic receptor NMDA type subunit 1. NCBI's taxonomy places the organism in Eukaryota, Metazoa, Chordata, Testudines, Emydidae. Gene Ontology annotation, biological process: monoatomic ion transport; regulation of membrane potential; ionotropic glutamate receptor signaling pathway. Gene Ontology annotation, molecular function: NMDA glutamate receptor activity. The transcript has 22 exons. The coding region runs from base 1 to 2865 and encodes 954 amino acids. The record is from RefSeq and is a predicted model, not a curated record. Gene Ontology annotation, cellular component: neuron projection; NMDA selective glutamate receptor complex; plasma membrane.